Messenger RNA from Nomia melanderi (Alkali bee), 3220 nucleotides. Lineage: Eukaryota; Metazoa; Arthropoda; Insecta; Hymenoptera; Halictidae. The record is from RefSeq and is a predicted model, not a curated record.
AUUUCGCUCGAUUCUGUUCUGGUUUCGCGAGCAAUCCCGCCCAACGGCUGUGCCUGGACUCGGUCCGCGGCACGGUGAAAGUGACAUCGAGCGUAACAGCGUUCUCGAUGAAAUCCGCUGGUUCUUCCGCUGGUUCUUCCUCCGUUGCUCACAGCGAUUUUUCUGGGGCGAGCGUGAACGAUGAGCCGAGCGACGUCCGAACGGCGUUCCUUCGAUCGUCGCCGAUUCCCGCCGUGUCGAGGGGAACACGGAUCCUGCGAGGUGAGCAUAUCGUCCGCUCGUGCGUCGGUGAUGGUGUACGACGACAUGAAUAAGAAAUGGGUACCGAGCGGGAGUUCCUCGGGACUCUCCAAGGUCCAGCUGUACCAUCAUCAGGUGAACAACACGUUCCGGGUGGUCGGUCGGAAGCUGCAGGAUCACGAGAUCGUCAUCAACUGCGCGAUCCUCAAGGGAUUGAAGUACAAUCAAGCGACGGUCACGUUUCACCAAUGGAGGGACAACAAGCAAGUGUACGGCCUGAACUUUUCCAGCAAGGACGACGCGGACGCGUUCGCCAGGGCGAUGCUGCAAGCGCUCGAUGUGCUCAGCAAUGGGAGCAACAUAUCGAGAAGCCUCGCACCUUCGGUGGGAUCGACCACGCAACAGCAACCCGUUUUCCCACAACAGCAACAGGGUAACGCUCAGUACGACGAAGACAUGGGCUACAGAACCAUGACCAGAGAGGACGUGGCGAUAAUCCAAGAGCGCAGGAUGUCUCAACAAAGUCAAGCAACCGGCAGCCCGAACGCGAUUUCUCCGAGUUGUCCUCUGGGAAACCAACAGCAGCAACAGCAGCAGCAGCAGCAGCAGCAGCAACCGACGCCUCAACAACAGCAACAACAGCCGCCUCAACAGCCGCCUCAACAACCGCCGCCGCAGCAACAACAUCAACAACAACCGCAACAGCAACCUUUGCAGCAACAGCCGCAACAGCAGUCCGGUCAUCACAGAACAUCCUCGGCGCCACCUGCGCCCCAGCCUCAACAGUCUGUGAUGCAGUCGAUUCAACCUGUCGGUGGUCUAGGGACAGGAGCGGGGCAAAUGUCGAGCGGUGGCGCUCCCCCGAUUCCACCGCCGCAACCUCCUAUGCCGACCUCGGUUCCACCGUGUCCUCCGACGAUGAUGAACUUUAACGCACCGGUACCACCGCCGCCUAUGAUGAUGAACCAAUACGCGCAAUCGCCAUCGUCUCAGACUAAUCUGCCGAAUCAGUCUCAAGCUCAGUCGAUUUACGGCAGCGGACAGGGAAGCCAGUACGGCGCCCCGGCGAACAAUAACCAAUACGCGACGGCCACCGUAGUCGGGCAGAGUCCUUGCCAGUACUCCACCGGGAAUCAGAAUAAUUUCUACGGUAACAACGGUCAAAUGGCGAACGCGUAUUCGAGCGGACAGCCUGGCCAAGCGAACCAGUACGGCGGUGGCAGUGGCACCGGCCCCGGAGGCGGUGGAGCUGCCGGGAACCAGUACGCGAGUGGGAAUUCAAUCGGUCAGUACGCUAGCAGCGGAGCGGCAACGACCGGGCAAUACGUGGUCGGUGUGGGCGUUGGAGCUGGCGUGAACGUUGGUCAACCGAACCAGUCUCAGUACAGUGUCGUGUCUCAGGCACAGCCACCGUACGGGACCGGUCAAGUGCAAGCGGCGUCGAAUGCCACAAACCCGUACGGGACGCCUGCGAAUGCGGUGAAUCAGUACAACAGCGGUAACAGUGGUGGUGGUGGUGGCGGACCUACCGGUGGCAGUGGGAUUCACGGGCCGACUGUCAAUUCGAACGUUUACGGUCCCGUUAACACCGGUGGCCCUCAACCCCCGCCUAUGGUACCCUUAACCGGUCCCGCCGCACCUCCACCACCUCCACCACCGCCCGUACCAAACGCGAACGCGAUCAGCCUUAAUCCUCCCUUGGGCGGACCUUCUGCUACCGCGUCAAUGAAUUCGAACAACGCGGACCCACCUCCGGACGCUAACUCGUUGGCGGCUGCUCUUCAGGCGGCUCGUCUGAAGAAGAAGCAGACGGCGCAACAGUCGGUGGAGAACAGUGGUUCCAGUAGCAACAGUAGCGGCAGCGGCAGCACCGGGAGCGGUGGGAAUUACGGCACGCUAGGAAGGGGCGGGGGUGGCGGUAUGGCUUCCAUGAUGGACGAGAUGGCGAAAACGUUGGCGCGAAGACGAGCCGCUGUCGAGAAGAAGCAACCGGAACAGCCACAGGAACCCGAAAGUUCGCCGGACAAAAAGUCUUGGGACAAGAACAACUCGAACAAUAAGUUUUCGAACGGCGCCGAGUCACCGAAGUCGGUCCGCAAGAGAUUCGGCUCCGCCUCGGAGGACACUCUGCUAAAAGUGAACGGCGUGAAUGACGGAGCCGUGCUCACCGCUCAAGAAAUGGAAGCCUUCAAGGCGGAGAUCAUCAAGGAAGUGCGCAAAGAGUUCCAGAAGAUGAAACAAGAAAUCGUGGACGCUGUGAGAACGGAGCUGAGCAGAAGAUAAAGACGCGACGCGGGCCAGACUCGAGAGGAAAACGACAAAGGGAGAAGAAGAAGGAGAAGGGGAAGAAGAAGAAGAGAAAGAAGAAGAAGAAGAAGAGGAAGAAGAAGAAGGAGGAGGGAAAGAAGCAGCGAGGAGAGGAGUAUUGUAUCGCAUAGCUCGUGACUGCCGAAACGAUUGCGUCGUUGGCCGCGCACAACAAAGGUUUUUUUACUACGUAUUCGCGAGAGUGAAGCAGACUUAUACCCCGUGUAUAUCAGGCACGUUUGUGCGUAAGUACAUUAUUAUCUAGCCUAGCAUUCUAAGUAAACCGUACCCUUUCGUUGUUUACUAGACCGAUGGUAAACGACGUCCGCUAUGGAUAAAAUCGAUUCUAAUUCUGCCAAUUCGACGCACAACAGACAUUUUGGAUCAGCCGAUCGGUAGUUAACGACAGACACUACCCACGUUCGAACGCGUGUAUUUCUUCGGUGGGAUCGCAUGAUCUAUAUCGUUCAUCGUCGACGAAUCACACAGGUACCGUAACACGCGUCGAUCGCGUCCAGCCCCCUCUGUGAUCUCCGGAGGAGACCCGGGAUUCUCAUUUCUGUAAAUAACACCGGUCGAAUUCGAUACACAGCCACGCGAAACGCGCCGAUCAUUUCCGAAACAUGAUUCCUCUAGUCCGAGAGAGAGAGAGAGAGCGAGAGAGAAAGAGAGA